AUGCCCCAGAAGCGGCUCACCGCCGAACCACCAGCUCUUACAGAAGAAGAAUUUGAAGAUUCUUUGGCAACAGAUGACUUCCUUGUGGACUACUUUAAUGAAUUCCUAAGCCUUCCAUGUCUCAGUCGUGAACAAGGUAUUAAAUGGAUCAAAAAAGAAAGACUUCCAGCGUUUCUGGAAAGUGAUUGCUAUUUUGAAUACAGGUUAGCCAAAUUGGUCUCACAAGUACGAUGGAGCAAGUCAGGUGUGAAUUUCACAGUAGGUACAAAUUUUUCUCCCUGGAUCCUGAAAAAACCACCCAGUCCACCACCCACUGCCACUGAAGAAGAUAAUCUUAUAAUUAUGAAAAAGUUCUACAUUUCUCUUGGCGAGGCCUCUUAUACUCAAACACAAGAUUGGUUUACAUUAGCAAAACAAAGUCAGCAAACAGUACCAACCUUUUCAUUACUCUCUCCUGUACCACACAGAAAAAUGGAGUCUCCAGUUAUUUCAUCUGUUUCUGAGAGUUUUAUCUUUAAUGAUGGAGUUCACCCCAGGACAAAAAAGGACCCAUUUAAAACUACUAAAUUAAUUUCUGAAUUUGAAGAAGAAGAAGAAGAAGAAGAAGAACAAGGUUCUAUAUCUCUACAAGAUACUCCUUCUCAAGCUCUUCUGAGAAUGUAUCUUGAAAAGCAACAAGUUGAUGAAAGCCAGACAUUGCAUUUCUCAACAUUUGAAGAAUUUUUAAACUCCUAUGUAUACUUCAUUUUGACAUCAGCAAUUCACCAAAUUACUGGAGAGCCAUUUGGAGAAAUCCCAGGCUAUAUAAACUUUAGCAGUAUCACACAGGUGUCAUUUGGUGAUUGUUUUGAAUCUCUCUCUGGCAUGAAUUUUUUAAGAGAACCAAUUCAAACCACAAAGGAAAAGUCAGAAGAAAUGUUAGAACAAACAAGUUUAAUUUCGAAGAGUGAGAGCUCUGGACCAGAGAGAGGGGCUGACUGGUGUGUUUCUCAUAAAACGUAUGACAUUGGCAAUAGAAAGGAGUUUGAAAGAUUUAAGAAAUUUGUAAAAGGUACCUUAGGAGAGAGAUAUUGGUGCCUAUGGAUGGAUAUUGAGAGGUUAAAAGUUCUUAAGGACCCUGGAAGACUUCAAAGACAUCUUGAGAAGAUGAAAAGAUGCUAUCUAGUGAGCAGUGGAGAGUACUACCUUUCUGCAGAAAUCUUAUCAAAAUUUAAACUGUUAGAUGGAUCUCAGUGGACUGAAGAGCAUUUAAAAAAUAUUCAGUCUGAAGUUGUAAAACCUUUACUUCUUUAUUGGGCACCAAGAUUCUGUGUUACUCAUUCAGACUCAGCAAAACAUGCUAGUGCUGAACUGAAAUUCUGGCACCUCCGUCAAGAGAAACCAAGGAAGGAUAUUGACCCUUUUCCACAAAUGGCAACCCUCUUGCCACUAAGACCUAAAUCUUGCAUUCCACAGAUAUCUGAGAUCCAGAAAGAGGACUUCAGCUUAUUACAACCUCCUAAAUCUCCCAAGAAAGCACCUAGAGUAAAAACAGCAACUCAGAAACCUGGGAAGAGUGAGUCUUUGUAUCCAGUUUCUUCUAAGAAUGAUGUGAUUGAGAAAGGGUCAAGGCACAUGUCAGAAAGCAAAAUUAUUCAUUUAACAUCUUUUACUGACAUUUCUGAAUGUCUGAAGCCCCAGCUGGAUCAAAGAUACACUUACACAGAAGAACACAAGGUUAAAACCAUGUUAGAUGUUGGAACUUUGGUAGGAUUUGACAUGGAAAACUUGUUACAAUCUUUGUAUGUAGAAAAUAGAGCUGGAUUCUUCUUUACUAAAUUCUGUGAGCGUUCAGGGAACAAGUUGUGGAAGAACAGUGUGUACUUCUGGUUUGACCUACAAGCUUAUCAUCAGCUUUUCUACCAGGAAACACUUCAGCCUUUUAAAGUAUGCAAGCAAGCACAAUAUCUUUUUGCUACGUACAUUGCUCCUUCGGCCACUCUUGACAUUGGACUCCAACAGGAAAAGAAAAAAGAAAUUUAUUUGAACAUACACCCACCAUUUGAAGACCUUUUUGAUACAGCAGAAGAAUAUAUCCUUCUCCUCCUUCUUGAGCCCUGGACAAAGAUGGUAAAAUCAGACCAAGUUGCUUAUAGAAAGGACACCACUGGUGAAAUUGGAACUAGUGUUUUGUCACUCUCUAACGUCUCUAAAAAAACCAGAUAUUGGAAUAACGUUCCUGAAGAAUACAGGCAUUUUACUUUUAAUGAUCUGUUUAACAACAAACUGGAGUUUGAACAUUUCCGCCAGUUUCUUGAGGCUCAUUCUGCAAGCAUGGACCUUAUGUGCUGGACAGACAUUGAGCAGUUCCGAAGAAUAAUUUAUAGAGAUCGAAAUCAAAGGGAGGCAAAAUCUAUAUACAUUAAAAACAAAUACCUUAAUAAAAAAUAUUUCUUUGGACCCAACAGUCCAGCUUCGCUACAUCAGCAAGACCAGAUAAUGCAUUUAACUGGUGGCUGGGGGAAGAUUCUCCAUGAGCAGCUUGAUGCAUCUGUUCUAAUUGAAGUUCAGAAGCAUGUACUAAAUAGGCUAGAAAAUGUGUGGUUGCCAUUGUUCCUUGCAAGUGAACAAUUUGGAGCACGUCAAAAGAUAAAGGUGCAGAUGAAAGACAUAGCAGAAGAGCUCUUACUACAGAAGCAUGAAAGGAAAAUCGGGGUCUGGAAGCCUGUGGAGAGUAAGUGGAUAUCUUCAUCUUGUGAAAUCAUUGCUUUUCGUAAAGCUUUAUUGAAUCCAGUUACUGCAAGACAAUUUCAACAUUUUGUGGCUCUAAAAGGAGAUUUAUUGGAAAAUGGGGUGCUUUUUUGGCAAGAAGUACAAAAAUAUAAGGACUUGUGCCAUUCUCAUUGUGAUGCAUCUGUCAUCCAGAAGAAGAUCACAACUAUUAUCAACUGCUUCAUUAAUUCCAAUAUUCCACCAGCUUUACAAAUUGACAUUCCAGUAGAGCAAGCCCAGAAGAUUAUUGAACACAGAAAGGAGUUAGGACCAUAUGUAUUUAGAGAAGCACAGAUGACAAUUUUUGGGGUUCUGUUUAAAUUCUGGCCUCAGUUUUGUGAGUUUAGGAAGAACUUAACUGAUGAAAAAAUUAUGAGUGUUUUAGAGAGAAGACAAGACUAUAAUAAGCAGAAAAAGAAAUUGGUGAUCACAGAAGAUGAAAAAUUGGGAAAGGAUGGAAUCAAACAAUACUCAAGUGCUUCAGGGUCUGCUACCAAAACAACUGCUGCAGUCAGUGAUUCCUUCCUAGGCCUGCAAGUGUACGGCCGACAGCCAACCUGGUGCUACUCAAAGUACAUAGAAGCCUUAGAACAGGAGAGAAUUCUUCUUAAAGUCCAAGAAGAACUGGAAAAAAGGUUGAUUACAGGUACAUCUCUCACAGGUUUUAAGCCUACUCCUUCACUCACGUCUUUGAAAAAGAAUAUGGCUAUCCUAAGCCCAAAUUAG
Messenger RNA from Propithecus coquereli (Coquerel's sifaka), 3477 nucleotides. RefSeq names its product regulator of G-protein signaling 22 (gene RGS22). Bases 1 to 3477 code for a protein of 1158 amino acids. Lineage: Eukaryota; Metazoa; Chordata; Mammalia; Primates; Indriidae. Gene Ontology annotation, biological process: regulation of signal transduction. The record is from RefSeq and is a predicted model, not a curated record. The transcript has 25 exons. Gene Ontology annotation, molecular function: G-protein alpha-subunit binding.